Molecule: messenger RNA, 4513 nt
Organism: Hirundo rustica (Barn swallow)
Lineage: Eukaryota; Metazoa; Chordata; Aves; Passeriformes; Hirundinidae
Gene: SHLD1
Product: shieldin complex subunit 1
Exons: 8
Coding region: 559-1239 (226 amino acids)
Biological process (GO): regulation of double-strand break repair via nonhomologous end joining
Source: RefSeq, a predicted model, not a curated record
GGCUCUCCGCUCACACCUACCCCCAGCCGUGAGCCCUCUGCCCGCUUCCCCUCGCCCUUCGGCGGCCUCGGGGCGGGUGGGCCCUCGCUGGGCCCGGCAGCGGCUGUGCGGGCGCGGCGCGGCCCUGCAGCGCUUGUGACUUUCCCCCGUAUUUCCGCUCCCUCCUCCGCCGAGCUCCGGCUGCUCUCGGGCUGCCGCAGCGAUAUUUCCCUUCAGGAGGGAAAGAAAGGAGGCCCGGAGGAAGAGAACCCCAUCAACCUGCUGAGCAGGGCAGCUGGAUGUACCAGCCCCUUUCCUGGAGGUCUCCACUGCUGUCAGAAGGUUCAAGGGCAUGACUUGAUGUGCUCUGCUUCCUAGAAAAAGCUUUUCCUCUGUACCAGAGCCAGCAAACAGUGCAGUCUGGCCUUGACAAACCACAAAGGAAGAUUAAGGGAAUCCUGAAGCAGCAACGGACUGUUUGCUCCUGGACUUUGUCCAAAGGCACUGGUUGCACAUCAGUGCUCUCUCUUAUCAGAAAAGAAGAUAAAUGUGAGCCAUUGCCUGACCACCAGCGGGAUCAUGGAGGGAAAGGAGACGUCACCGAGUCUCACGUCAGAGAGCAGCAUCUUGGACCUCCCCUCUGCUUGUGACCUAGCAGAGCACUUUCUGCCUCCACAGAGCUCUGAAAACAGCCAGGAGCUUUAUCCUUCUGGGGAUGCUUUUCCCUCUCCACCCACAGGAGGGAGCAAUCCAUCAUCUGCAGCUCCUGCAGACUCUUCUGCUGAAGGCUCUGAGGAAGCAGACGUGAGAUGUUACCCAAAAGCGGGGCUGUGUGAGCCCUCUGAACCUAAUGACUCUGUGCUCUCAUGGGUGCGUGAACGUGACGGUGCAGAGGAUCCCAGCAUCAGGGACUCUCUGGACGGCUUCUACAAAAUGUAUUGCAGAAAGCAGCCAGAGAGGAAGGACCCGACCUACGAGGCUGCCUCACGGUGUCUGUCACAGAAGAUUUCAGAGCUGGAGCAAAAGGAGGGAACAAAAUAUGCGUCACGUUGUCUGCAAAUGGCACAGUUGGUCUUGAACAGAGAUGGAUGUAAGAUCUUUCCAAACCAUCCCCCUUCCGCUUGCUUUUCAAAGGCAGCCGAAGGAGAAGUCUUGUUGGAAAACAGGAGGAGGAUACCCGGACUCUCAGAUGACAUCCUGCAGUUCCUCUUGAAACAAAUACAGGAGGAACGUAGCCUUGAUGGGUCACAGGAGAAGUGAGCAAGACACUGGUCUGUUUCUGUCAUGAGGCUUUGCUUCCACUCCAGAAAGAGGAGACUUUCUUAGACAUUGUUCUCCCAGCACCACCUUCAGCACCAGCUGCUCCAUGGAGGGCUUCAGCCCCAGCAGACCUUGCACCUUCUGUGUAACUGCUUGGGGUGUGACUGAUUGGGAGAGAGGGGUCAUGCAGUGUUUGCUGCUGGGACAUCAAACAUGAUAAUUUCUAUCCACCAAGCUUUUAAACUGGCCUGCAUCCUCCCCUAGGUUAGCAGUGAUUCAGCCCCGGGGUGGGCACCGCUGUCCAAAUGCUGUUGGCUCUAACAGGCUGUUGGAAUGACCUUGGCGUGGUGUUCCCCAGCCCUGCAGGGGAAAAGUUGGGAUUUUGUUCUGUACAUUGUGUGUACUGUGUUGUUACCCACAGACAUACUACCCCACAGUUAAUGGCUGCGAUGCCAGGUGCGUUUUUCUAACAGAAAAAGUGUGUGUGUGUGCAUGAGAAAGAGAAAAUACAGCUCUGAGCAGGUUCUCUGACAGUGCUUCUGUCCUGUUUAUCUCCCCCCCAACAACCUUCAGUUCCUUUCUGACUUUCAUGAUGGUGCUAAUGAGAUCCCAGGGGGAAUGUUCCCUUUAAAAUGAAAAGGAUCUUUCUGAGCCCAAAGAGCCUGAUGUCAGUCAGCAGCAGAGCAAUGAACCCACACACAGCCACUUAAAGUUCCUCUCCCGCCUGGGUUGCCUUUUGUUGCUUUACUGCCUCUGCCAGGCAGAUAAAUGUCUUUGUGCAUGUUUUCCACCCACUGGGCUGUCCACUGAAAGAGCAGUUUGCUGUCCAUGAUGUUGUUUGCUAACUGGGGAGGCCAUUCUCCAGCGUGGGUGUGAGCGAGGAAGCCCAGAGUGCCAGAGGAAGGGAUGUGUUUAAGGUGACAGCAGAUGAACAAAGAAAGAGAGAAAAGGAGGGAAGGAGGGGUCUCAAAGGUCAACGCCGGUGUGGUCACUCCAGCCACAGUGCUCACAGCAGUUUUGGUAUUCGAUGUCCAGUGUUUGCCAGCCCAGCUGCUGAGACCUCUCAUCCGCUCCCUGUCCCAGCUGGCUGGAUCUCAGAGCGGGUGCUUGCGUUCCUGCCUGUCGCGUUCCCUCCUGCGCUCCCACCUGGGGCUGCCAUUCCUGCCUUGCUGCCCCGUGGCACAGCUGCCGUGCUCGGCAGGUGUUUCCAGCAAAGGCAGUGGAAAUUUGGCUGCUGCCUUCAGUCAGAGCAGGGGGAGGCUCAGCUGGCUGCAAGUUCUGGUCAGACACUUAGGAUUUGGUGUGAUCUCUCUUUGCAAAUAGAUUUAUAUUAGAAGUGCCUGGGUUUUUUAUCCUUGAUUCAUCUGUGGAACCAGUACAUUUGGCUUUGUGGUGGUCCUGCUGGGUGUGUUGCUUGCUUGCUUUUAUGGCAGAGGUGUUGUCCCUGUGCUGGAGGGCACACAGAAUAUUGGAGCAGACCUUCAGCUGCUCCCCCAGCAUUACUCAAGUUAAUGGUGCCAGGAGGAAAAAAAGAGUCGAGGAUGCAGCACCACUUGUGUAGUAGCAAACAAACCCACAGGUGCUUGUGUAUCAAAAUCCAAAUGAAAGCAUCCUGCUGGCAAAAACUGUAGAGAACGGUAAUAUCAGCUAGUUUAGCCACAGAUAGAGCUGGGAAAAGCAGACCUGCUCCUGAGUGUGCUGUCAGUAAUUACAGAAACAUCACUGGCCCCUCUGCCAGCUCACGCUGUUUAACCCCCACGGAUCUGUCACAGCCACGAGGGCACCGGUGUUGACAGGUGCAGGGAGAUGUUGCUGAGGAUGUACAGGGAAGAAGGAAGGUCUCCAGUGUGAAUCAGGUGUUGUUGCUUUUAAAUUUUGCCAGUGUUUAUGCUGUUCCACACCUUUAAGUGAGCUGCUGUGCAAAACCUCUCAACUGCCAAUUUAAGGGAAAUAAACUCCCAUGAAGGGAGAGAUGGAGAAACCUGAGGUCUGCAUCUGAAUCCCUUUAGUUAGCUGUAUGUUUGGUUGUUUGUUGAUGGUUUGCUGGUUUGUUGAUGAAUUGGUCAGUGCUAAAACCAUCUAAACCUUAAAUCAUUUUAAUUUAAAAAUAAAAGCCAAAGACAUGCAAUUUCCACAAAGAAAGCUUGCAGAAAAAUAGGAAGCUCCUGGUCCUCAGGAGAGUCCUGCUGCUGCUGAUGUUUGAGACAUCCCUACAGGGUUUUGAUGGAAGAGAGAAGAAGCUUGGACUGACAAAAUAGAGAAAAGGUGACUGCUGAAAGAGUGUGAAGAGAGAUACUGGCAGAGGAGAGCACAAAACUGUUCAAUUUUAAGGACCGGCGUAGGCAGAACAGACUGGAUGCAGCUGAAAAUUUUGGAUUAUGACUCAUAUCUACAAAUCUUGGCUGGCAUCUUGCAGAGGACAUGGUGAUGCUGAAACAUGCAGUCUUUUGAGAAGUUUGCACCCCUCAGAACCUGAAGUGCUGCAGUUGUUCUGUGCGCUGCUCGCUUCCUGGGGAUCGUGGAUGUGGCUAUCCCUGGCUUCCUGAAGGCUCACAGGAGCAGCACUCUGAGCGUAACUUAGAACAACACCUGGAAACCUGCAGCACCUUUCAGGGCUCUGGAUAUGCAACAUCCCACAGGGAUCCUCAAGCCAAGUGCGUAAGUGAGGUAAAAGAUGGGCAAUCAGUCCCACAGGGUAAGACAGGCAAGGCCAAAAUUGAUCCCCAGUUGUCAAGCAGGAGGAACACAGAACGUGGUGAGGACUUGAUGUGGCCCAGAUCCAAAUCCCACCCAAGGUCUGUUAGAGGUGUCUGUGCUUUGGGUUGGUGUUGCUUUUUCUCUUCUUUUUGCCAGAGCCGGGAUUAAAUGCUCGAGAUGGCAUUUCUUGUUUGGACUCAGGUGUUUAUUAAUUCUUAUCUAUGUCACAGUCUAACAAACUGUGAGUUCUACAGCACUUCUAGCUAACAAAGUGAAAAAUGGAACCGUCUCUCUUUACAAGGCCUUUUAAGGAUAAACUGUCCAAUUAUGAAAUGACACCUGAAUUAAUUUUACUUUUAACCCAAUAACCAACCACCCCUGGCCUGCAAUGUGGAUUUUUCUACCCAAUUACAGAAUCCCACCCAGACCCAUGAAGAAGAAGGUGAAAAAGAAGGACUCAGCCUCUGCCCUAAAUCCUCCAUCUUGCUUUAUAUCUAUUACUAUAUUCUAAACCCUUAAACUCUAAGUUUCCCACCCUGUGCUAUCACACACUUCUCUCCAAACUCCACACCCACAA